AUGAAAAUGCCAAAAAAACACAAAAGAAUAAGAAUCUUUGGGUCAGCUGCUAGGCUUGCUGGUUGGGAACAAAUCAGUACGAGUGAAGAAGAUUUAGAAGAAGGUAAAAAUAAGAAAAAUAAUGAAUUUCAUCCAAAACAAAAGUUUUCAAUUAUUCAUAAUACAAAAUCAAAUAUUGAUAUUAUUGAAGAAACAACACCUAUUAUAUUACAUAAAUGUAAAUCAAUUAAUAAAGCAAAAAUUAAUAAUACUAAUGAAAUCAAUAUUCAAUCACUUAUUAAUCAAAAUGAAUUAUUACGUCAAGAGGAUGAUGUAAAUGUAUUAGAAUCUGUAAAUAAAAAAGGAAUAAAUGAAAAAAAAUCAAUAAGAUCCACAUGUAUACAUGAUCAUCAUGUGAAAUUUUCACAUUCACAUAUAAAAUUUUUUCCAUCAUUUAUAACAUCAUCAUCAACAACAUCACCAACAGUAUCAUCAUCAUCAUCUUCAGUAUCAUCAAAAACAUUAAAAUCAAUAAUUACAUCGAAAAAAUCAUCUUCUUCAUUAAAUAAACUUAGUGAAUGUAUACCAUUAAAAAAUAUUUUUGAUUUACAAACUUAUUCAUCUAUUCCAACAUUGAAAUCAUCAAUUAAUGUACCUAACACUAUUUCGUGUAAUAUUAAUUGUAAUGUUAUUAAGACUACUAAUAUAAACAAUAAUACAUCUAAUAGCACCUUAAUUUAUGAAGUGAAACCAUCAUCCUCUAUAGAAUAUUCUGAUCAUAUAUUACGUGUUCCAGUACUUGGUAGUCGUCAAUCUGGUAAAACUACAUUAAUUAAACAAUUUAUUCAUUGUAUUGAUCCUGGAAAUCCUCUUCCUACUUGUAAACAUCCAGAUUAUUAUGAUCCAAUGAUAUCAUUUAAUGAUCGUAUUUAUUAUGUACGUUUAAUAGAUUGUCCACCAAUUGAUAAAAAAUUUCCAACUAAUUCUAUUGAAGAAUGGGAGAAUUAUCGUGGUUGGGGUUUAAGAAAUGCUUCAGCAUUUAUUUUAGUUUUUGAUGUUAAUUCAGAAUCAUCAUUUCAACAUAUACGUCAAUUACGUGAUCAAAUUGUUAGUGAAUUUAAUGAUAUACCAUUAUUAUUAGUUGCAAAUAAAAUUGAUUUAUUACAACAAUGUACAAAUGGAUUUAAUUCAAAUAAUAUUAUACCAUCAUUUUAUUCAACAUCUUCUACAUCAUCUUCAACAAUCACUAUGCCAAUACAAGGACAAUUACAAAUGGUUCAUUUAAAUAAUUCUAAUUAUCGAUUUAAUAUACGUCGUGAUAUAAAUAUGAUUAUUAAAAAACAAUGGAAACGUACUAUACUUGUUGAAUGUUCUGCUAAAUAUAAUUGGCAUGUCAUGAAUGUUUUCAGAGAGUUAAUGCGUAUUUUAGAGAAUAGAGAACAGGCACAUAGACCUACUGCAGCUAGAGCAGUACAAAAUGCAUUAAGAAAUAAUCAAUGUUUAAUAAUGUGA
Molecule: messenger RNA, 1491 nt
Organism: Schistosoma margrebowiei
Lineage: Eukaryota; Metazoa; Platyhelminthes; Trematoda; Strigeidida; Schistosomatidae
Source: the annotation of a GenBank genome assembly